AUGACGGUCCAGGACACAAAGCAGAACAAGAACCUGUUCUCGAAGAUCAAGCAGUCGCUCCUGGCCAGCCACAAGCACAGCCGCUCGUUUUCGGCGUUAGAUUCGCUCCAGGCCAGCCGUCAGCACCCCCCGAAUGCGUCUCAAAUCAUCUCCAAGUUCCCCAUCUACAACCCGUACGGGAUCAAUGAUCGUCACUCGAUGCAGCUCUCCGCCCUGGCUGCCGACGGCAGCUCCGACAGCCCUAUCGCGCUACCUUACCCUAUAGACUCGCCGAAAAAUCACGUUCCGCAGCGGUUCCAGAACGAAAUCGAAGACCUGGACCAGAUGUACGAGAUCGCUGAUACAGGCAGUUUCCUCGGGUCAGGCGGCUCGUCGACCAUCCGCAAAGUGCAACGAAAAGCCGACAAGAAGGUAGUCGCGCUCAAAAUCUUCAACGUGUUCAAAGACGAGGCCCCCGGCUCGUACUACCGCAGAGUUGCUCACGAGUACAUCAUCACAAAAAGCUUAGCACAUGUUCACGUAAUCACGGUGUACGAACUUGUCCGAUUGCCGGCGAUUCUGUCCCGGCACUGGGGGAUGGUCAUGGAGUACUAUCCGCACGAUCUGUACAACGUUCUGCGCCAGCCGCACUGGCAGGCCAUAACUCUUGGCGAAAAACUGUGCUACUUCAAACAGGUGGUUUUUGGGCUCUACCACUUGCAUUUGCACGACAUCGUGCAUCUGGACCUCAAGCCGGGCAACAUCCUCGUCGAGCACGGCGUGCUCAAGAUCACAGACUUUGGCUGUGGCGACUACGGCCACGUUCGUCCGGGGAGGUUUGAGUCUGGUGUACGGAUGUGCGAUAAGAUUCUGGGCACGCCUCCGUUCCAGAGUCCGGAGGUUACGAUGCUGCGCAAUGCGAAGGGCCAGUACGACCCGUUCAAGUCUGACUGCUGGUCGUUGGGGAUGAUGCUGUUUGCGAUCGUGAAAGGCCGGGUCCCGUUCAAGGAGGCCCAGCGGCUUGACAAGGACUACGCUGAUUACGAGCACGAGUCGCGGUGGUACAAGGAUCUCAACCCGUCUUUUGUGCACAACGACGCGCUGAAAGUUCCUAACAGAGGCCCGCUGGCACGCGAGUUGCCGCACGGGCAGCUGACGCGUCUUUUUUGGAGACUGUGCGAUCCGGUGGCUGCCACGCGAAUGAGUAUGAAAGAAGUUUUUGCGAGCGACUAUUUCCAGAAAAUAGCAAUGUGUUUCAAAGAGGAGACGCACGGCGACGGCGUGAGCAUUUUGGACGAGACGGGCACGGUGAUCGAGAGCUCGGGGCGCGGGGUUGUGGCCAAUGUGCACGACGUGCACCUGGCGAUUGGGUGCCGCAUGGAGAAGCAUCUCCACGAUAUCUAG
Messenger RNA from Ogataea angusta, 1383 nucleotides. RefSeq lists its product as uncharacterized. The transcript has a single exon. Gene Ontology annotation, biological process: protein phosphorylation; intracellular signal transduction. Gene Ontology annotation, molecular function: protein serine/threonine kinase activity; ATP binding. Lineage: Eukaryota; Fungi; Ascomycota; Pichiomycetes; Pichiales; Pichiaceae. The coding region runs from base 1 to 1383 and encodes 460 amino acids. Gene Ontology annotation, cellular component: nucleus. The record is from RefSeq and is a predicted model, not a curated record.